AUGAGUUUACUCUUACCAUCACCAAUUAAAAAUUUUGUAUAUCAAUCAUUUUUAUCAUAUUCAUAUUCAUUUUUAUUUGAAAAAUUUUUAUCAAAAAUUAAAUAUGGUUAUCUUGUAAUUGAUAUAAAAGAUAUUUCACAUCCAGAAUAUUUUGGAAAACAUUUAAAAUAUGGAAAUGAUCAACAUGAAAUAAAAUCAAAUAUACAAAUAACAAAUUUAUAUAGAUUCUUUGUUAAAGUAUUAUUUGGUGGAGAUAUUGGUUUUUCAGAAAGUUUUAUUCUUGGAGACUUCACAAGUGAUAAUUUAAAAAAUUUAAUUUAUAUUUUUAUUAUUAAUAGAAAUGAAUUAGAUAAUUUAAAUACAAGAUGGUCAUUUUUAAUGGAUGGAGUUAAUAGAUUUGUACAUUAUUUACAUAGAAAUACAAUUGAAGGUUCAAAAGAAAAUAUUAAAGCACAUUAUGAUUUAUCAAAUGAUAUGUUUAAAUUAUUCCUUGAUAAAACAAUGAGUUAUUCUUGCGCAUAUUUCAACCACAGAGAACAAGACCUUGAAGAGGCACAAUAUAAUAAAAUUAGAAAAUUAAUUGAUCAAGCAAAUUUAAAAAAGGAUCAUCACCUUUUAGAAAUUGGUUGUGGUUGGGGUGCACUUGCAAUUGAAGCAGUAAAAAGAACAGGAUGUCGUGUAACUGGUAUUAGUUUAUCACAAGAACAAUUGAAAUAUGGUCGUGAGAGAGUAAAGGAGGAGGGAUUAGAGGACCGUAUUGAUUUACAGUAUAUUGAUUAUCGUAAUGUUGUUGGACAAUUUGAUAGUAUUAUAAGUUGUGAAAUGUUGGAGGCAGUUGGUUAUGAAAAUUAUAAAACUUAUUUUCAAUCUGUUGAAAGAUUAUUAAAACCAAAUGGUGUAUUGGUUUUACAAUUCAUUACAUUUAAAGACCAAGAUUUUGAAGGACUUAAAAAACGUUGUGAUUUCAUUCAAAAAUAUAUAUUCCCAGGUGGUCUUUUACCAUCGAUUACGGCCGUUAUCAAUUCUGCUACAGAGAAUUCAAAUUUGGUUUUACAAAAUUCUGUUACUUUUGGUACCCAUUAUGCGUUAACUUUAGAUAUUUGGAGAAACAAUUUCUUUUCAAAUAAAGAGAAAAUCCUAAAUCUAAAAGGUGGUUUUAAUCAACAAUUCAUAAAUUUAUUUGAUUAUUACUUUUGUUAUUGUUCCGCUGCUUUUGAUACUAGAACUAUAAAUUUAAUUCAAAUGCAAUUUUCAAGACCUUGUAAUAUAGAUAAUUUAAAUGAUUUUAAUUAA
Messenger RNA from Dictyostelium discoideum AX4, 1293 nucleotides. RefSeq names its product cyclopropane fatty acid synthase. The transcript has 4 exons. The coding region runs from base 1 to 1293 and encodes 430 amino acids. The record is from RefSeq and is a predicted model, not a curated record. Gene Ontology annotation, biological process: lipid biosynthetic process. Lineage: Eukaryota; Evosea; Eumycetozoa; Dictyosteliales; Dictyosteliaceae.